AUGAUCCAUCCCGACUCCGCGGAUUCGCCAUUGAAAACCCCUGGCGCUGGCUUUGCUUUAGGCCUAGGCCAGGAGGACCCUGCAGCGUUUCUCGACGAUUUUGAUACCCAAAGCCAUGCAAGCUCCCGCGACCCAGGCAGCACACAGACAGCUGACCCCGCGACUGGUCCCGAUGGUGCGCUAGACAGCCACUUGGAUGCCACUACCCGAGACGAUACAGGCGGUGCCACAAAUUCAGCAAAAGACGGCAGACCCCCCAUGUGGACCGAAAUGAAAACUAAGGCAGGAAAAGAGCGGAAGCGAUUACCGCUGGCCUGUAUCGCAUGUCGCCGCAAGAAGAUACGAUGCUCGGGCGAGAAGCCCGCGUGCAAGCACUGCACGCGCUCCAGGAUCCCCUGCGUUUAUAAAGUUACCACAAGAAAAGCUGCCCCGCGCACGGAUUAUAUGGCCAUGUUAGAUAAGCGAUUAAAGAGGAUGGAAGAUCGCGUCAUCAAGACGAUUCCCAAGGAUGAGGCCAGAGACAUGGCCUCGAUCGGCAGAUCUGUGGUCAAACCCAGGGCGCAGGGGCAGCUUUCGAAGCAAGAUAAGAAACGGAGCGCAGACGAGGCCUUUGCUACGGAAAUGGAUGGAUGGACUCGGGAAGAACGUCGUCCGCCACAUGAGACCCUCCCGAUGAACCGCGAGCCCAAGUCCUCGGAUGGGUCCGGACUUUUGACCGAGGGGGCGGAAUUCUUGCCUUCGUUGGAGAUACAGGAGCACCUAGCCGAGGUUUUCUUUGACUGUGUCUAUGGACAAUCAUAUCUACUCCUACACAAGCCAAGCUUCAUGCGAAGGCUCAAAGCUGGCACUGUUCCCCCAGUCUUGAUUCUUGCGGUCUGUGCGGUCUCGGCUCGAUUUUCAACGCAUCCACAGCUCAAUUCAGAACCCCCCUUCCUACGCGGCGAGAACUGGGCCAAUCCGGCUGCGGCUAUUGCUCUCAGCCGACACGACGAACCCAACAUCACGAUCCUAACCGUAUUCCUGCUCCUGGGGCUUCACGAGUUUGGUACAUGUCAUGGUGGACGAAGUUGGUCAUUUGGAGGGCAGGCAUUGCGAAUGGCAUAUGCUCUGCAACUUCACCAAGAGCUCGAAAGCGAUCCGUUACUAGGACAAGGCAACGGCAAUUCGCAAUUAAGCUUCACGGACAGGGAGAUCCGACGACGAACCAUGUGGGCAUGUUAUUUGAUGGAUCGAUACAACUCCUCGGGGAGUCAGCGACCACCGAUUGGAAAUGAGAAAUUCCUACAUAUUCAACUACCCAUCAAGGAAACCCACUUUCAGAUGGAGAUACCAGGUCCUACGGAAGACCUGGAUGGGGAUAUUCUGAAUCCCACGCCUGAAGACUCCGGUCAAUUGUCCAACGCCAAAGAUAACAUGGGAGUGUCGGCGUACAUUAUUCGUGCCAUCGUCAUCUGGGGUCGUCUUGUUGACUACUUAAAUCUCGGCGGAAAGAGAAAAGAUACGCAUCCCCUUUGGCAUCCGGAAUCCGGUUACAUGCUACUGAAACGGCAAAUUGAGGAGUUUUCUGCUUCACUUCCCGGGUCUCUCACUUUCACCUAUGAGAAUCUUCAGAUCCAUGCUGCUGAGAAGAUAGCAAACCAAUUCUUGUUCCUCCACAUCAUUAUACACCAGAACAUGUUGUUCCUCAACCAGUUCGCAAUUCCUCUAUCCCCGGGAGGCCGACCACCCAAAGACAUGCCGAAACCAUUCCUUAGCAAUGCGGGCCGGGCGGCAGUCGAGGCCGCUCAUCACAUUUCUGUACUUUUUGAUCGGGCUUCGGCCUAUCCGCUCACGGUUCCUUUCGCUGGCUACUGUGCGUACACAGCUAGUACUGUUCAUAUCUGGGGAAUAUUUUCGAAGAACGUGCAACUCGAGGCUCGUUCCAAGGAGAAUCUUCGACAUACUUAUCGAUAUCUUAACAAGAUGAAGAAGUAUUGGGGAAUGUUUCACUAUAUGGUGGAAAGUGCCAAAGACCGGUAUCGACAGUUCGCCGAUGUAGCCAUCAAGGGAUCUGUAGCCACACAAAAUGGCAAUUCAUUAGCGCCGAUGUUCCAAUAUGGCGAUUGGUUUUCCAAAUACCCUCAUGGUGUCUCAAGGCUACACUGGGAGGAUCCGGAUACUCGGCAUAAAGAGACGGGUGAAGAUGCUGUUAUGGGCCAGAAGCCGGACCUUCAAAGCGUCGAAGAUUUCUUCGCCAGCCUAUCACCAACGCCACAACCCGCACUUCCUAGAAAAGGACGUUCUCGCAAGAAUAGCAAACUGUCCGACCAUUCAAGCGUGGAUCAAACUUCCCCAUCACAAAUGGACGUAACCAUUGGAAAUAUUCCAGCAAACCAAUUCCCUCAGCCAUCCAUGUACCCACCAAAUCGGUCCAUGUCAUUCAGUCAAUUUGACUUCAACAUUCCGCAGGAUCAGUUGCACCAACUUGACCGACAAUUCGUCUACGGCUCAUUUUCCGAAUUCGAUCCCACAAACUUCAUGCCUCCAGCCCCUGUUAACGGGGUUGAUCCACAGCCCACCGAACAGUCCCUCUUCACCGGGCAACUCGACCCAGGCGCGCCCUCCGGAACCGGUGAAUUCUAUCAACCCAGCGCAUGGUUCCUACCAUUCAAUCUCGACCCGUUAGGCAGCGCCCACCCAAGUCCUCCGCCUGCUAGGAACCCACAGCCUCCACCGGGAUCUGCCCCGAUCCCUAUCCCCGGUGCCGGAAGUGGAUCUGCAAAUGUCCCCGGUGUUCCUCACUUUGGAGGAGGAGCGGGCGAUCUGCCGCUGAGUGCCUAUGAUCUCGGCCUAGGCGGGCCAGAUAUGGGACAAGCCCCGCGGCACGGGUAA
Molecule: messenger RNA, 2871 nt
Organism: Penicillium odoratum
Lineage: Eukaryota; Fungi; Ascomycota; Eurotiomycetes; Eurotiales; Aspergillaceae
Product: putative C6 transcription factor
Exons: 1
Coding region: 1-2871 (956 amino acids)
Biological process (GO): regulation of DNA-templated transcription; DNA-templated transcription
Cellular component (GO): nucleus
Molecular function (GO): DNA binding; DNA-binding transcription factor activity, RNA polymerase II-specific; zinc ion binding
Source: RefSeq, a predicted model, not a curated record